Messenger RNA from Lathyrus sativus (Indian pea), 1206 nucleotides. The record is from the annotation of a GenBank genome assembly. NCBI's taxonomy places the organism in Eukaryota, Viridiplantae, Streptophyta, Magnoliopsida, Fabales, Fabaceae.
AUGGCUUCUGCUUCAGCAUCUAUUUUCAAAUCAUCAUCACUUGUUCUUGAUAAGUCUGAAUGGGUCAAGGGACAAACUCGCCUCCGUCAACCUUCUUCUAUGUCUGUUGCCAGAAGCAACCCUGCUAAUUCAUCAAGUUUUACCAUCAGAGCUGGUUCCUAUGCGGAUGAACUCGUCAAAACCGCGAAAACAAUUGCUUCACCAGGGCGUGGUAUUUUGGCCAUGGAUGAAUCCAAUGCUACAUGUGGAAAGCGGUUGGAUUCAAUUGGACUAGAGAACACCGAAGCUAACCGCCAAGCAUGGCGUACACUUCUGGUGACAGUUCCAACACUUGGAGAGUACAUCUCUGGUGCCAUUCUCUUUGAGGAGACUCUCUACCAAUCCACAGUUGACGGAAGGAAGAUCGUCGAUGUGCUUAUCGAGCAAAACAUUGUUCCCGGUAUUAAAGUUGACAAGGGUCUAGUUCCCUUAGCUGGUUCCAACAAUGAAUCAUGGUGCCAAGGUCUAGACGGUCUUGCCUCUCGUUCGGCCGCGUACUACCAACAAGGUGCCCGUUUCGCCAAAUGGCGUACUGUUGUGAGCAUCCCCAACGGUCCCUCUGCUCUGGCAGUCAAGGAAGCGGCCUGGGGUCUUGCUCGCUAUGCUGCAAUUAGUCAGGACAAUGGAUUGGUCCCAAUUGUGGAACCAGAGAUCUUGCUUGAUGGAGAACACGGUAUUGAUAGAACUUUUGAAGUAGCACAAAAGGUUUGGGCUGAAGUUUUCUACUACCUUGCUGAGAACAAUGUCCAAUUUGAGGGUAUUCUCCUCAAGCCUAGCAUGGUUACUCCAGGAGCCGAGUCUAAGGACAAAGCCUCUCCUACAAAAGUCGCCGAGUACACCCUCAAUCUCCUUCACAGGAGAAUUCCCCCUGCUGUCCCUGGUAUCAUGUUUUUGUCUGGUGGACAAUCUGAGGUUGAAGCAACCCUCAACUUGAAUGCCAUGAACAAAUCUCCAAACCCAUGGCACGUGUCAUUCUCAUACGCAAGAGCUCUCCAAAAUACCGCAUUGAAGACAUGGGGAGGCCGCGCAGAGAACGUGAAGGCGGCACAAGAGGCACUCCUUUUCCGCGCCAAGUCCAACUCACUUGCUCAACUUGGAAAGUACAUCGGUGAUGGUGAAUCUGAGGAAGCCAAGAAGGAAUUGUUUGUCAAAGGCUACUCUUAUUAA